Messenger RNA from Drosophila persimilis, 1039 nucleotides. RefSeq names its product protein N-terminal glutamine amidohydrolase (gene tun). The coding region runs from base 113 to 730 and encodes 205 amino acids. The record is from RefSeq and is a predicted model, not a curated record. The transcript is spliced from 5 exons. Gene Ontology annotation, cellular component: cytosol; nucleus. NCBI's taxonomy places the organism in Eukaryota, Metazoa, Arthropoda, Insecta, Diptera, Drosophilidae. Gene Ontology annotation, molecular function: protein-N-terminal asparagine amidohydrolase activity; protein-N-terminal glutamine amidohydrolase activity.
AGAUCCAGACUUAGUCUCGAUCCAGAUCUGGAACCCAGAACUCGGAUUACCCCACAUUACCGCAGUCUAGUUCCAACUCCAGUCCUACUAGCAGAAACAGAAGCGCAUCAAGAUGACCACAGACUUUCUGUUCCCCAAAAUAGCGGAUUGCUCCUAUGUGUCCUGUUACUGCGAGGAGAACGUGUGGAAACUCUGCGAGCAGGUGAAGCGGACGCGGCCCGAGGAGCUGGGCACAUGCUAUGCUGUGUUCGUGUCUAACGAGGGGCGAACGGUGCCGCUGUGGCGCCAGAAGGCCGGACGUGGCGACGAUCAAGUUGUGAUAUGGGACUACCAUGUAUUCUUCAUGCACAAUCCCUCGCCGAACCGCUGCCUGGUGUUCGACCUGGACACCACGCUGCCCUUCCCCACAUACUUCCACAAGUACGUGACGGAGACAUUUCGCUCCGACCUGGCACUGCGACCAGAGCAUCACAGAUUCUUCAGAGUCAUACCCGCAGACACAUAUCUCAUUGAGUUCUCCUCAGACCGGCGGCACAUGCGACGGCCGGAUGGCAGCUGGAUCAAGCCGCCGCCCUCAUAUCCACCCAUUCUAUCAAACACCAAUAUGCACUGUCUGGGCGACUUCAUCUGCAUGAGUGCCGGAAAGGGCCCCGGCGCCGUAUACAGCCUCUCGGAAUUCGUGCACAACUUCUACAAGUCGCCCAAUAUGGUUGCGCAACACAACAAGUAAAGAGGAUCCACAUCCGUAUCCGCGACCAGGCACACGCAUCCAUCAUAGUCCCAUAAUCGAUGUCCCUUAGGAUAAUGUCAAGAUAGUUUAGUUUUUGUGGUGCAGUUGCUAGCCAGAGAGACAGUUAAUUACCAAUUGCAUAUACAUAAAAACAUACAUAUAUAUACACAUGAAUAUAUUUAUGAUAUUGUAUUUUUGUAUUCAGAUUAACAGAUAGAAGACAAGCCAAGCCGCUCGCCGCGCUUCGCUGUGCUCUUCAGAUCAUUUAUAUUGAAAUUCAAUUCUAAAGAAAUUAUAAAUCUAAUUAUA